AUGUUCAGUUCUCGGCGUUAUUUUGCCAGUGCUGUCACGGUCAAGCUGCGACCCUACCAAGAGUCCUGUCUUGAAGCAUGCAGGAAUGCGCUUCAGGCUGGUGCGACGCGCAUUGGCGUAUCUCUGCCAACAGGGGCUGGUAAAACAACCGUGUUCAUAUCCUUAUUGGCACAGAUCUCUCCACCAUCUCAUUCCCCAUCCACAUCACGCGCAUUAAUUAUAGUGAACAGUAUUGAGCUUGCAAGACAAGCUGCCGCUCAAGCUGCAGCACAAUUCCCACAAUGGCACGUCGAGAUUGAGCAGGGUGUCAAGCAUAAAGCAUCUGGAAAUGCAGAUGUGACAGUUGCCACUUAUCAGACACUCCUACAACCUCGGCGCCUUGCCAAGUUUCAUCCGGGUAAUCUGAAGGCGGUGAUUGUAGAUGAAGCACACCAUGCUGCUGCCCCAUCAUACCGCCGAAUUCUUGCACACUUUGAUCCUGCAAUAAAGAGUCCUGAUGUAACCUUUCAGCCUCCACAGCUGUCUCGACCUAUUCCAAUCAUCGGCUUUUCUGCCACCUUCAGUCGCCAUGAUGGGCUGGCUCUUGGCUCGGUUUUUCAACAAAUAGUUUACCAUCGUGAUUUUCUUGAGAUGAUAAAGGAACAGUGGCUUUGUGAUGUGCGUUUCACAUCCGUCAAGGCAAACAUUGACUUGCGCAAUGUCACUGUGAACUCAAAAACCGGCGACUUCAAUGCUACAAGCCUGGCCCAUAUCAUCAAUACAGAUACCGUGAAUAACCUUGUCGUGCAAGCGUGGCUCGACAGAGCGAGGCAGCGCAGAUCAACACUCGUGUUCUGCAUUAACAUUGCGCACAUACGAGCGCUGACAAACACGUUCAAAGAUUUUGGAGUUGAUGCACGUUAUCUUCACUCCGGGACGCCCGCUUCUGAGCGGCAUGCGCUGAUAACAGCUUUUAAAGCAGGCAAAUAUCCCGUGCUUGUCAACUGUGCAAUUCUUACUGAGGGCGCCGAUAUUCCAAACAUUGACUGUGUUAUAGUUGCUCGUCCGACUCGGUCACGCAAUGUCUUCGCGCAGAUGAUCGGGAGGGGGAUGCGGCAAUCACCAUUGACAGGCAAAGUGAACUGCCGUAUAAUUGACUUUGUCGACUCUACAAACCGGGUAGCUGGUGUGGUCUCGACUCCGACGCUAUUUGGUCUCGAUCCUGAAGAACUUAUCGACGGCAAGGCGUAUUCCCGUUUCGUGAAUGUGGAGCUAAUAUCUCACAUAGAUGAGUCCGUUGAGACAUUGGAGGCUCGUGCUCAGAUUGCCGUCCUUCAGGACGCAGGUGAUGAACAAGUACCAGUUAACAGCCGAGACGAUAUCCCCGAUCCAAAAUACAUAACAUAUGUCGAUUACCAGAACCCGUUCACCCUAGUGGACGGUUGCUCAGGUGCCCCUCACAUCACAAAGCUCAGCACCAAUGCAUGGGUAGGAUGUGGCGAAGACAUCUACAUCCUGGAGUGCCUAGGAAAAGGUUAUAUUCGUGUUGAGCGCGUUUCUGCUGAUGAGGGAAAUUUGACACACUAUCGCGCCACAUUUACCGAGGCGACAAUGCACAUGCCAUCUGCGAAGGCGUUUAAAGUGUCACCAUUCAUGCGGAAAAGGUUGAUCAUGACUGCGGAGACACUCAGUGAUGCGAUCCGAGGCUGCGACACUUAUGCAGCACAAAAGGUUCUUCGUGGAUCAUUGGCAUUAGGGCUACUCCGGACUGCAAAAUGGCGGAAAGCGUCUGCGACUGAUAACCAGAAGAACUUCAUCCAGAAACGGCGCGUCAAAUGCGUGCUAGAUCAAGAUACUGCUGCCGCAACCCUGCAGAACAUAACUAAGGGUGAGGCAGCCAACAUUAUCACUCGCUUGAAACACGGAGCCAAGGUAUAG
Suillus subaureus is the source of this 1917-nucleotide messenger RNA. RefSeq names its product P-loop containing nucleoside triphosphate hydrolase protein. Lineage: Eukaryota; Fungi; Basidiomycota; Agaricomycetes; Boletales; Suillaceae. The transcript has 9 exons. Bases 1 to 1917 code for a protein of 638 amino acids. Gene Ontology annotation, molecular function: DNA binding; hydrolase activity; ATP binding. The record is from RefSeq and is a predicted model, not a curated record.